AUGCCGCCAUGUAAGAAUUUGAUACAAUAUGAUGAUUCUGAAGAGGAAUUGUUGGAUUUGAGCAAUGAGAAGAUUGAGUGGGGAGAGCCAUGUGUUAAGAAGGUUGCGCAGGGUUCUUUGGGUUUUAGGAAGAUUGUGCUUGAAGAUGAUGAGAUGGAGAAUGUCGAGGGCGAUAAUGGCGGUGCUGGUGGUGGUGACGACUCGAGUGAUGAAGAUUGGGGAAAGAAUGCGGAGAAGGAUGUUAGCGAGGAGGAGGACGUUGAUUUGAUGGAUGAGGAUGAAGCGGAUGAUGGCAAGAAAGGAAAGAGAGGUGGGAAGGAUUCGAGGAAAAGGAAAGCGAGUGGAGAAGGUGGAAAGUUGGAUUUGGGAAAGAAGGGAAAGAGUGGUGGGGAUGCGAGUACGGGAGGAGUCAGGGUUUCAAUAUAUGAUGACAGUAUGCUUCCAUUGAUGGAGGAACUCAUAGCUUUUGCUAAAUUUAUUGUAGAUGAAUUUAUGAGAGUGGCUAGACAGUUUGAGACUAUGACGUCAAUGCUUGAAGAGAUGGGUGAAAAAAGGCUUUUGACGUUGGACACAUUUUCCAUUGCAAUGACAGAUUUUGCCGCUGCAAAGGAGAGGAAAAAGGCUAUUGGUAUUUUUGAGUUAAUGAAGAAUCACAAAUAUAGAGUGGGUGUCGAGACCAUUAAUGCUCUGCUUGAUAGUCCUGGGAGGGCUAAGCUUGGGAAAGAAGCUCAGGCACUAUUUGGGAAGUUGGAAGGUAGGUUUACGCCAAAUUUGAGGACAUAUACUGUAUUGCUUAAUGGAUGGUGCAGGGUGAGGAAUUUAAUGGAGGCAGGGAGGAUUUGGAACGAGAUGCUUGAUGAGGGUUUUAAGCCUGAUAUUGUCACCUAUAAUAUUAUGCUUGAAGGGUUGUUAAGGAGUAAAAAGAGGUCUGAUGCAAUCAAGUUCUUUGAGGUCACGAAAGCCAAGGGCCCAACACUUGAUGUUCGGAGCUAUACAAUUUUGAUCCGGGAUCUAUGCAAACAAACUAAGAUGAAAGAGGCAGUUGGAUAUUUUUAUGAGAUGGUUGAUUCCGGUUGUCAUCCUGAUACUGCAGUUUACACAUGUUUGAUGACAGGGUAUGGGAAUCAUGAGAGGAUGGACAUGGUUGAUGAAUUGUUGAAGGAGAUGAAAGAAAAGGGCUGUCCACCUGAUGGGAAAACUUAUAAUGCGCUUAUCAAGUUGAUGACCAGCCAGAGAAUGCCAGAUGAUGCAGUGAGGAUAUACAAGAAGAUGAUUCAAAAUGGAAUUGAACCUUCAAUCCACUCUUACAAUAUGAUAAUGAAAUCUUACUUUCAAAUAAGAAACUAUGAAAUGGGUCAUGCCGUUUGGGAUGAAAUGAAUAAGAAAGGCUUUUGCCCUGAUGAUAACUCCUAUACUGUUUUCAUUGGAGGGCUUAUAAGUCAGGGUAGAUCUGAUGAGGCAUGCAAAUAUUUGGAGGAGAUGAUAGAAAAGGGAAUGAAAGCUCCUCAACUAGACUACAACAAAUUUGCGGCAGAUUUCUCCCGAGCUGGGAAGCCUGAUAUACUCGAGGAGUUAGCUCAAAAAAUGAAGUUCUCUGGCAAGUUCGAAGUCUCUAAUGUGUUUGCCAGGUGGGCUGAGAUGAUGAAGAAGAGAGUUAAGAGAAGAGAACCUGGUGAUAGAAAGUGUACUCAACUUUCCCAAGGCCAACGGUACUCUCUUUAUGAGAUGGCAGAUGGAUGAUGGUUGGCGAAAAUCAUUUCUUCCUGUUCUUUACUGAUGAGUAUUUUUUUUAACGAUUGCCCAUUACCAAUGGUGCUGGUUUGUGUUGUAUAUUUUUGUAUUCAUUACGUCCCACAUUUCUUGUUUUAAUUCUUAUUUUAGUUAUUUUCAAGAGAUAUGUGACUUGUCUUUAAUGCAAUAUAAAUUGGGCCAGUUUUUAUUGGUACUCUACUUUCCUUCUCUAUGAUUUUUCUUCUAUUAAGCAUUGGAUCUCUUCUUUCAUGUAGCGAAUAAAACUAUUGUGUUUCUCUGCCA
Populus nigra (black poplar) is the source of this 2034-nucleotide messenger RNA. RefSeq names its product pentatricopeptide repeat-containing protein At3g62470, mitochondrial-like. The transcript is spliced from 3 exons. Bases 1 to 1740 code for a protein of 579 amino acids. NCBI's taxonomy places the organism in Eukaryota, Viridiplantae, Streptophyta, Magnoliopsida, Malpighiales, Salicaceae. The record is from RefSeq and is a predicted model, not a curated record. Gene Ontology annotation, molecular function: protein binding.